Candidula unifasciata is the source of this 1167-nucleotide messenger RNA. NCBI's taxonomy places the organism in Eukaryota, Metazoa, Mollusca, Gastropoda, Stylommatophora, Geomitridae. The record is from the annotation of a GenBank genome assembly.
AUGGAUCGUUUUUCUUGGUGCGAUGGGAGUCUUUACCCCGAUGAAACUCUCGUUGAACAACAGACUGGGGUAGCAGUAUAUGAUGGCCAGGAUAAGACUGCUUUUAGUAAUGGCAUUCUCAUGCUUACAACUCACCGGCUACUUUGGAGAGACCAAAGGAAUCGGAAUUGUGUGAUCAGUCUUCCUCUGGCAAGCAUCUCCAACCUUGAAGAACAGCCAUCUAGUUUCACUAAAAGUGCAAAAAUUAUUGUCCAUCUACUACCAGCCAUUCCUGGGAGACCACCAGGUCCAGUGACUCAUAGCUCUCACAGCUACAUUCGACUCUCAUUUCGGGAGUUGGGGCAAGAACAGUUUCUUCGUGCAUUGAAGGAGGAGCUGAAGAAAAAGAAGUGGGAAGAAUAUGUUCCACCAAUACCUUCAUCUAGUGUUACAUCCAACCCUUCUGGUCUUCUACCACGACAGCGACCCGGAAUUGUUGGUAUUGAGAGGUCAAUACAGCAGAGAAAUAAAGAGACAAACAAAAAUGUUUCACAGGCAUUUCAUGAUCUUAAGAAUUUAAUGGACAAGGCUAAGGACAUGGUAGCUUUGAGUAAGACAAUUGCAAAUAAGAUUAAAGACAAGCAAGGGGAAAUGACUGAAGAUGAGACUGUGAGAUUUAAGUCCUACCUUCUGAGUAUGGGUAUCCCAAAUCCUGUGACAAGAGAGACUCAUGGAACAGGCGAUAAAUAUUAUACAGAGUUGGCGAGAGAGUUGUCUCAACUGCUGACCAAACCAAUAGAGGAGAGUGGAGGAAUGAUGACUUUGACUGAUGUUUACUGUCGAAUCAACAGAGCAAGAGGCAUGGAGCUUCUGUCACCUGAAGACCUUUUGCAUGCCUGUGAAGUUAUGGAGAUGCUGAAACUUCCACUAAGGUUGAGAACAUUUGACAGUGGUGUGUCUGUUCUUCAGGCAAGAAGCCACAGUGAGGAAGAGAUAGCAACAAAAACAACUAACAUGGUUCUAGAGCAAGGUCCUUUGACAUCGGAGCAGUUAGCUCAGAUUGUAGGCUUGUCUGUUGUACUGGCCAAAGAAAGGUUAUUACUGGCAGAGAAGAAUGGAGGUGUUUGUCGUGAUGAAACCAUUGAGGGACUCAGAUUCUACCCAAACUUAUUUUUAACACAGGCAUAG